Messenger RNA from Pistacia vera, 1747 nucleotides. Its product is annotated as transcription factor MYB61-like. The coding region runs from base 224 to 1507 and encodes 427 amino acids. The transcript has 3 exons. Lineage: Eukaryota; Viridiplantae; Streptophyta; Magnoliopsida; Sapindales; Anacardiaceae. The record is from RefSeq and is a predicted model, not a curated record. Gene Ontology annotation, biological process: regulation of stomatal movement.
AUCUCUUUGAGUCUCUCCUCCCUAUUAAUUUGAUUCCCCACCACCGCCCCCUCCUGCUGCUUCAUUUUCUUAACCUUCUUAUCACCUCUCUCUCCCUCCCUCCCUCUCUUUCUCUCUCUCUCUCUUUCUCUCUCUCUCUCUCUGUGUCUGUUUCUUUCUCUUCUUUCUUCACAAAUUCCACCACCCUUUUGCUCAUACUCCAUUCUAUAAACUUUGAGUUGACAUGGGAAGGCAUUCUUGCUGCUACAAGCAGAAGCUGAGGAAGGGCCUGUGGUCUCCUGAAGAAGAUGAGAAGCUUCUGAAUUAUAUUACCAAGCAUGGACAUGGCUGCUGGAGCUCAGUCCCCAGGCUUGCAGGUCUUCAAAGAUGUGGGAAGAGUUGCAGGUUGAGAUGGAUUAAUUACCUGAGGCCUGAUUUGAAGAGAGGAGCAUUUUCACUUCAGGAAGAGAACUUGAUAAUUGAACUCCAUGCAGUGCUUGGUAACAGGUGGUCUCAGAUUGCAGCUCAGUUGCCAGGGAGAACUGAUAAUGAGAUUAAGAAUUUAUGGAACUCUAGCAUUAAGAAGAAGCUGAGACAAAGAGGCAUUGACCCGAACACUCACAAGCCACUCUCUGAGGUUGAGAAUGAUAAAGAAAAGAAAAUUAUAAUCAGUGACAUAGCCUCUGGAGAUCACUCCAAUGAGCCUGCGAACCCGAAACCGCCUUCAUUUUCUGCUGAAAGACACCUCCCUCUUGAAGUUUCUUCGACCUCGAAGAUGAUCAGUAGCAGCAGCAGCAACAACUUGUCUAGUACUCCUCACACUCAGGAGUUUUUUCUGGAUAGAUUUGGUGGUGCCUCCAAUGAUAGUUCAACCACAAGUUGCAGGCCUGAUUUGGUAGGUUAUUUCCCUUUCCAGAAGAUGAAUUAUGGGCCUAAUAUCGGGUUGUCGGUUAACGCGAAUUCGUCGCUUUGCUUCAAUCCAAAUUCCUCCUCUUCUGAUCAGAUGAUUUCUGAGUUUAAUUCCACCAUGACACAAACCAUUCUCCCUUCCAUUUCAGCCUCAAUGUUCCAAACUCCAAUUCGCGUAAAGCCUUCCAUUAGUCUUCCUUCUGAGAAUCCUUCGAGUGAUAUCAAUGGAGUCCAGAAUUGGGAAGCCAGUAGCUUCAGUAACCAUGGCAGCACCAGCAAUGGAAGCACUAGUAGUAGCAUUGAAUUGCAAAGCAACAAUUCCUUCUUCGAGAGCAACACCGCCGCCUACUCAUGGGGACUAACAGACUGCGGAAAAUCUGGUGAUCAAGAAGACAUCAAAUGGUCUGAAUAUCUCAACACACCAUUCUUCCUUGGAAGCACAAUACAAAACCAAACCCCUCAGCCUAUGUACAGUGAAGUUAAACCAGAAGCACACUUUAUAUCUGAUGGAUCAAGUGCCAGUUGGCAUCAGAACCAGCAUCAACAAACUUCACAGGCUUCAGAUGUGUAUACUAAAGAUCUACAGAGACUUUCUGUGGCUUUUGGACAAACCCUUUAGCUUGUAGUUGUCUUGUAUUUAGCAGGAGCAGAGUCUAAUUGAAGGAGGGAAGAGAGAAUCACACAAGUUUUUUUUAUUUUUCUUUUCUUUUUUUUUUUUUUUUUUUUUUUUUUUUUUUUUUUCUUUGCUGAUGGAUUGUAAAAGGUAUCUUCUUGUACAGUGUGUGCCAUAGAAUUUUCUUUUGUUUGUAAAGUUCCCUUAUACAAAAAUCUCCAUAUUUGUGUUGAACCAAGCUUAUGU